UAAACCUUCCCCUUAAGUGCCUUUGUUCAAUGUCAACUAAGUUAAGCUCACCAUGAAGGAAUCCCACAUUGCCAUUAUCAUUAUACUGCACCUAUUUUUCUUCCAUUUAACCACUUGUGAUUUAAUUAAUGGCCCUUCAGAUAAAAUCCUCCUAAACUGUGGUUCUUCAGGUGCAUCACCAUUCAAUGGUGAAAAUUGGAUAGGUGACAUUGGAUCUAGUUUCUUGCCUUCAGAGUAUGAGAAGAGUUCAUCUACACGCUUGGUCUCAAACAUAAACUCUUUAGCACCAAAAGUCCCAUACUCUACAGCAAGAAUAACUCAUUCUCCAUUGAUCUACUCAUUCCCCUUCUCCCCUGGCCUUAAAUUCAUUCGUAUAUACUUUCUCUCAUCUUCACAUUUGAUGAUGAAACCCUCCAAGGCUUACUUUUCUGUCAAAGUUGGUCCUUACACUCUUGUUAGUAAUUUUAAUCCAUCUAUUGCUGCAGAUGAGCUUGACUUACUGUCUUUCACUAAGGAUUUCUUAGUCAAUGUCAAGGAAGAAAAACUGAACAUAACUUUCACUCCAUCUCCUCUAAUUUCCAAUGCAUUUGCUUUUCUAAAUGGCAUUGAGAUCUUUUCAGUGCCCAACAACAUAUACUACCAAGGUUCUAAGUUUCCUGUUCCUUUCCUUAGGCAUCGGGAGCCAUUAUUUAUUAAUGAUGAAUAUGCUCUUGAGAUACUUUACCAAGUUUACAUCUUUAAUGAGUUUGGCUCUAAUGUUGAAAAUUAUUUUGGGACAUGGUUGAAUGAUUUCAACUACAUAUAUGGUUUACAAUAUGGAAAAGUCCUUAAUAUAAAAUCUCGUACCAUUAAAAUAAAUUCCACCACUUUGACUUCAAAGGACUACAAUUAUUCAGCGCCAGAAGAGCUAUGUUGGACUGCAAGGACCAUGGGUAGCAAUGGAGAUGCCAACACGAGAUACAAUCUAACAUGGUCUUUCCCUGUUGAUUCUGGAUUCAGAUACCUUGUUAGGCUUCAUUUCUGCGAGAUCUCCAUGGAGGUAACACAGGUCCAUCAAAGGGUGUUCAAGGUGUACAUAAACAACCAAACAGCAGAGGAGAGGAUGGAUGUAGUGGCUUUGGCUGGUGCACCAUUAACUCCUUUAUACAAGGACUAUGUUGUUACGGUUCCUAUGGAAAGUAGGAGAAGGAAAGAUAUGUGGAUCGCACUUCAUCCCAACUUGGAGUCAAAACCAAAAUAUGCUGACGCCAUAUUGAAUGGUAUUGAGAUCAUCAAGUUAAGUUCUAAUUAUAAUCUUGCUGUAAGUUUCCAACUGAAAGAGGAACAAAAGGAGAAGAAAGCUUCACAUGUCGUUGUUUUGGCUGGUUCUUUAGGUGCCAUUUUGGGACUGCUCAUUACAUUUUUCAUUGUUAUUCAUAGAAUUCGGAAAAAACUAAAGGGUAAAACUUCUCAGGUUCUUCCUCAAGUAACAGUGACCUCAAGUAAUUGCCAUCAAUUCACAUUAGAGGAGAUAAGAACAGCAACCAACAAUUUCAGUGAAGCUCUUGUCAUUGGGGAGGGAGGCUUUGGAAAGGUAUAUAGAGGGAUCAUGCAUGAUGGAGUUACUCCUGUGGCAGUAAAGCGCUCUAAUCCUACUUCUCGCCAAGGAUUUAAGGAGUUUCAAAAUGAGAUCAAUUUUUUCUCAUUUUGUCACAUGAAUCUAGUGUCACUAUUGGGCUACUGCCAAGAGAGCAAUGAGCUAAUACUUGUUUAUGAAUUCAUGGCUCAGGGCCCUCUUUGUGAUCAUUUAUACAAGAAACAAAAACAGCAAUUGCCUUGGGAUCAAAGACUAAAGAUUUGUGUUGGUGCAGCUCAAGGACUACAUUACCUUCACACUGGCACAAAGUACCCAGUGAUUCACCGUGAUAUCAAGUCAGCCAACAUAUUAUUGGAUCAGAAUUUGGUAGCCAAGGUUGCAGAUUUUGGGUUAUCUAGAAUAGUGCCCUCACUUUACCACACACAUGUUAGCACUGAGGUUAAAGGAACUAUUGGAUAUUUAGACCCUGAAUACUAUAAGAGGAGAAAACUGACAGAAAAAUCUGAUGUGUAUUCAUUUGGAGUGGUUUUGUUUGAAGUGUUAAGUGGAAGACCAGCCGUGAAUCCUGUGGCAGUGGAAGAGGAAAAUGAGAAAGUUGGGUUGGCCAUGUGGGCCAUGCAUUGUUAUCAGUCUGGAACCAUUGAUCUAUUAGUUGACCCGCAUUUAGAAGGAAAGAUUACGCCAGAAUGCUUGAAAGCUUUUGUGGAUAUUGGCAUUGAGUGCUUGGCUAAUAAGAAUGCAGAAAGGCCAACUAUGGGGGAAGUGCUUACUAAUAUGGAGAAGAUCCUUUCCUGGCAGGAGAGUUCAAAGGAACAAGAAAUCAGUACAAGUCGAUCUAUGCAUGAGAUUGUACUAGAGUAAUUUGAGUAAAUGAAAUGGCCAGGUCCAACAGAUGAAAAUGAUGGCUAAUGUAUUGAGUGUUUAAUCUAAAACCAAUUUUUUAUCACUCAAUGUCAUAAUAUUAUAGGAUUACUUCAUAUAAGAUCUUUUCCCUAUUU
Messenger RNA from Abrus precatorius (Indian licorice), 2574 nucleotides. RefSeq names its product receptor-like protein kinase FERONIA. Gene Ontology annotation, molecular function: protein kinase activity; ATP binding. The record is from RefSeq and is a predicted model, not a curated record. The coding region runs from base 53 to 2437 and encodes 794 amino acids. The transcript has a single exon. Gene Ontology annotation, biological process: protein phosphorylation. Lineage: Eukaryota; Viridiplantae; Streptophyta; Magnoliopsida; Fabales; Fabaceae.